Molecule: messenger RNA, 1536 nt
Organism: Blumeria graminis f. sp. triticale
Lineage: Eukaryota; Fungi; Ascomycota; Leotiomycetes; Helotiales; Erysiphaceae
Source: the annotation of a GenBank genome assembly
AUGGAGUCCAACCAUCACGCGUCAAGAGAACCUCAAGGCCAACGAGACCACGCAAGUGAACUGGAAGAUCUACUGCACGCUGUUCAAGCCCUAAUUAUUCCUUUCGUCAGAUCAGCGGAUGAAAGUAUAGCCUGCAAAUCGAUGACAGGUUCUGUACCUGUGGCUCCCGGCGCAAAUGUUCGGACCUCUCUCGUCGAAUCUCUUAGCCCAGAUGUUCUACGUGAGACGAUGAACUUUAGUCUGCCCCUCACAGGCCAGGGAAAAGUAGGAUUGUUAAGGGCUAUUGAGCAAGUGCUCCACUACAGUGUCAAUACCGGGGACCAAGGAUUCAUGGAUAAGCUAUAUGCUGGUACCAACCCUGUUGGUGUUGUUUCAGAAUUGGUCUUGGCUAUACUCAAUACAAACGUUCAUGUAUUCAAAGUUUCACCAGCACUAUCUGUUAUCGAAAAAUUAACUGCAAAGGCUUUGGCUGUUCAAUUUGGCUUUGAUGGUCCUGAUUCUGGUGGUAUCUCGACGCAGAGCGGAAGUGCUUCCAACGCCACUUCCAUUGUAAUCGCGAGAAACUGCUUAUACCCGUCUACGAAGAAGGAGGGGAAUGCAAAUUUAAAGCUGGUAAUCUUUACCUCAACCGAUGGACAUUACUCCCUCGAGAAAGCAGCCCAAAUUUGUGGCCUCGGUUCUGACAACGUAUGCCUUGUUCCCGCUGACAGCGACGGUCGAAUGAUUCCUGAAGAGCUAGAUAGACUAGUUCAAAUUGCGAAGGCUGAAGGUCGAACUCCUUUUUAUGUGAAUGCCACGGCAGGUACGACAGUCUUGGGCUCAUAUGAUCCGGUGGAAGCUAUUUCAUUAGUUUGCAAAAAAUACCAUUUAUGGCUUCACGUGGAUGCCUCUUGGGGUGGUCCCGUUAUAUUCUCCCGUCGACUCAAGUACAAAAUGUCUGGCACUCAUUUAGCCGACUCUUUGGCUAUCAACCCUCACAAAAUGAUGGGUGUUCCUGUCACUUGUUCAUUCUUAUUGACUCCAGACCUUCAGAGGUUUCACUCAGCUAACAGUAUCGCAGCCGAUUAUCUCUUUCAUACAGAGUCAACCAGGUCUGAAGUCUGGGAUUUAGCCGAACUUACCAUCCAGUGUGGCCGGCGUGCUGAUAGUCUCAAGCUCGCGCUGAGCUGGAUAUAUUAUGGCACGGAAGGAUUUGAGCAGCAAGUUGACUACGCUUUCUCGGUUGCCGCCUAUAUGGCAGCUCAAAUUGAAGCUAAUCCACAUUUUCACCUUGUCUCAGAAAACCCACCACCGUGUUUACAGGUCUGUUUCCACUACACUGGAAGCGCAGGUCUCAGUACAAGUAAGAAAUUUAAUGACCAGAUGACGAGCUGUCUGGCUGAGAGGCUGGUUCCCCGUGGCUUCAUGGUUGACUACGCUUCAGGUAAGUGGGGCUCUUUCCUCCGCGUGGUUGUAAAUAGAGAGACCCGCAUAACUACGGUAGAUAGCCUUCUAAAAUUGCUCGAAGAAAUAGGCAGUACCGUAGUAAUUAAUUAA